Molecule: messenger RNA, 3732 nt
Organism: Ailuropoda melanoleuca (giant panda)
Lineage: Eukaryota; Metazoa; Chordata; Mammalia; Carnivora; Ursidae
Product: NKG2-A/NKG2-B type II integral membrane protein-like
Exons: 6
Coding region: 123-824 (233 amino acids)
Biological process (GO): stimulatory C-type lectin receptor signaling pathway; positive regulation of natural killer cell mediated cytotoxicity
Source: RefSeq, a predicted model, not a curated record
CACUUACCUCAUACUCCACCCAGUGUGACUGUCCUAGCAAUCUUGUCAUUACAUAAACUAUUCAUCAAGUCCUUCAGUGCAGUCCCAUUCAGCACUGUGCCUGACAAUACUCAGCUGCAGAGAUGAAUAACGAAGGAGUUACUUAUGCAGAACUUAAUCUAGUGAAGAACCCAAAGAGACAGCAAAUGAAACCUAAGAGCACUAAAAGUUCCGUUUCAGAAACUGUGCAAGAAAUAAUAUAUGCAGAAUUAAAUCUUCAAAAUGCUUCUCAGGAUCUUCAAGAGAAUGGCAAGAACAAUUACUGCAAAGGGAAGCUCAUUGCUGGGAUCCUGGGAAUCAUCUGCUUUGUCUUGAUGUCUGCUGUGAUGACAAUAGUUCUUAUUACCUCUACUGAAGUACUGGAGCAGAACAAUUCAUCCCUGAAAACAAAGAUCCAGAAAGCUUAUUACUGUGGUCGUUGUCCAAAAGAGUGGAUUACAUAUUCCAACAAUUGCUAUUACAUUAGCACUGAAAGAAAACCAUGGAAUGAGAGCUUGUCAGCCUGUGCUUCUAAGAACUCUAACCUGCUCUACAUAGAUGAUGAAGAAGAAUUGUAUAUGUUGAACUUCGUCAUUCAUUCUUCAUGGAUUAGAGUCUCCCAGAGAAGCAAUAAUUCAUGGGUGUUGCCCAAAGGCCUAACUUUCUUUUCCAAGCGGUUGUCAGUAACUUCAGAAAUGGACAACAAUUGUACAUUUUUACAUGUUCACACAAACAAAUUUUCUCUUGCAUCCUGCUUAGAAAGAAAAACGCAUAUUUGUAAGCACCAGGCACUUCAGCUUACUUAAAUUUGGUAUAAUGCUAUCUCACCAUCUGUAAAGAGCAUAUUUCUCUUUUCUUCAAGCCAUACAAUUAUUUACUCAGUUAUUUUUUAAAGAUAUUAUUUUUGAGAGCAAUUUAGGUUCACAACAAAAUUAAGAGGAAGUUACUGCAAUUUGCUUGAUUGUCCCUGUCUGCACAUGUGACGGCCUCUCCUGUUAUCAGCAUCAUUCACUAGAAUGGUCCAUUUCUUUCAAGGAUGACCCUGCAGUGACGCAUCAUAAUCACCCAAAGUCCAAAGCGUACCUGAGGUUUCACUCUUGGUGUACAGAACUAUUUUUCAACCUUUAUUUAUAUUAAUGUAAAAAUAUAUAUACUUAGGAACAUAUUAUACAUUUCUUAAGCUUUUGUGUGUACUAAAAUAAAUUAUAUAUAAAUCAUAAUAUUGAGUACUGUUAAUGUCAAGUCCUCAAUAAGGUGAACAAAUCCACUCAUAUUUCCAAAUUUGUCCUAGCCCUUAAAGGGGCUGCAAAUGAGGGUUGAGCAACUCAGGGUGGCAAGGUUAUCAGUCAGGGUUGAGGAAGGAGACAGAAACUAGGGGAAGUUUGAUGAAAGUAUUAUUAACUAUUUGUAAGGGAAAGCCUUCUGAGAGGGGAUGAAAGAAAAAUAUAAGAAUACCUUAGGAUGAAAGGAGAGUACCCGAAGGAGGGAUCACUAGGAAGCCAGGUCUACUCUCUGAAGGUGGGACUCAGGUGUCAUUGAAGACAAUAUGGCUACACAGCUUCAUGGCAGACAUGCUCACGGAAUUGGUGGGGACAGAGCAGCUCCACAGUCCACAGGCUGAACUUGGUGAGGAUGGAUCUCAGGCUGUGACUGGCAGCCAGGAAGGAUUCCCUACCAGAGUGUAAGCAGGUAGAGGCUGGAGGAUGGGAAACUUUGACUGGUACUGGCCACAGAAACUUCCUGGAGGCUGAAUACAUGGGACUUCCUGUGUGCAUGAGGCUGGCAACCAAGCCAUAGAGGCCAAACACCCUGAAAACACCAUGAAACCAGGAAGAAGAGCCCUUUCUGCUACAGUGUCUCUCCAUUGCGUUUUACCAACAAAACUCAACCUCAUGUGAGCUGACAAGGGAGAAAAGUUGAUAGGAUCUGCUCUAUUGUCUGAGAACCGGGGAGUGAACGAUCGAUUUGGAGCUGAGAGUACUGAAUUGUUAACAGGCCCUCAGACUUUCCAUGCAACAACUACGGGUUUGCUCUAUAAGAGCCGUCAGGAUCUGCCUCAACUCCUCAGAGAAUGGAACCAAAGUGUACCUUCAGAAUCUGUUUUAAUGCAGCACUAUCAACGAUUAGGUUCAUUUUUUGGUAGAGCUUGUUUUUUCAUUUAGCAAUAACCAGUUUCUUCUGGUACUCUUUUCUUGUCUAUUGAUUUCCUGGUUUUCAGAUAUUUUGGGAGAGAUCUUGUUUGUUAAAUUCUCUCUGUCCUCACUUCUGUCACUCUUUAUUACCAGGUUUAGAAAUAUAUUUUGAUGUGAAAAAUAAAAUGUUAAAUAAUAACGAAAAUAAGAAUUUAAAAUGUACAGGUAUUUGUGUCGAUCAGUUAGUUAUUACCAGAAUUCAGGAAAGACUUUAGUAAUUUGAUAAUGAUUGAGAGAUUUUUUUUCGACCCUAAUUCAGUUACCAGAGAGAGAGAGAGAGAUUAAACAGGAUUAUUACUUGCAAAAUAAAUUCAUAUUUCAUAUACAUUUAGCUCUUUGAACAUAGAUAUAUUCUUUAUAUUCAUUUCCCAUGUUAACACAGAGAAGAUAGAUGCAUAUUCAAAAUUAAUUUCAUAUAAUAUGUAAAUGGUGGGUGUAACUAAUUGCUAAGAUUGUGUUACAAACAACCCAAGAUUGCAAUGGUGUUUAAAAUUACGGGUUUGUUUCUCACUCACCCAUUUGCGGUUUGGCUGUGUUUCAGUUGAUGGAGGUUUGGGUUGUAUGAGCUUGGCUAUAAACCACAGAUGCAGUUCAGAUCUUUUUUUAUAUAUUUUAUUCUUUGAACAGUGGGCUAUCUGGUACAUGACCUAUUUAAGAGGAGAUUUGCAGCUCUCCAAGGGGCCAGCAGAUAUGUGCUUCUUAAUGUGUGCAGUCUGAACUCAUAAAGUGUCACUUUUCCACUCACCAUAUAUUGUGAAAACAAAUGACAUAGCCAAACCUCUCAAUGAUUAUCUUCAAAGCACACUGUUUUCAAAUUAGUCAGUUGAAGGAAAUAUAGGUUCACUGAACAAUAACCUACUCUACCAUAAUAGCUACAAGAAUAUUUUUCUCAUUAUAUUUCAUAAGAUAGAUAUCUUUAUAAAAAUAAACAUUGUAAAAUUUUUUUUUAAAAAGUAAUUUCCUAACUUCCCAUCUAGGUGUUUGCUUCCUCUGAGCCAAAAACUGUUAUCAAAUAGAUUUGUUUAGUGGUGAACAUCAUCAUGCAGAUGUCCAACAGGGUCCUUGAUGAAUUUACAGCAGGGAGAGCAGUAUGGUAUAAACUGUAAGGACAUCGACAGUGAAACCAGGUCACUUCAAUGUAAAUUCUGAAUGCACACUGUCAGCCUGGUGACUCAGUUAUGUAACUGCUCUGGCUCAAUUUCUUCUUUUAUAAAAUAUAGAGCAAAUCGUAUCUUAUUCAUGGAGUUACUUGAAGAUUAUUUGAAAAGCACUUCUUGGCACAUAAAUAUUCACUCAAUCUCAGUCAUUUUUACUUAAAAACGUCAUGCUUCAUUUCCAUCAUCUGUGACAUGAUAACCAUAUAUGUAGCCCCUCAUAGGGCUGAUCUGAGUGAUAAAUAAUAUACGCCUGAAGAUCCUUAAAAUAAAGCCUAACCACGUUAAGUUCUUGCUGCGUGAUCUCUUCGUAUUUUGUGUUUCUAAAUAUCAAAUAAAAGCUGAUUUCCAAGAAAACACAAGUUCUA